This is a messenger RNA of Dovyalis caffra, 193 nucleotides long. The record is from the annotation of a GenBank genome assembly. NCBI's taxonomy places the organism in Eukaryota, Viridiplantae, Streptophyta, Magnoliopsida, Malpighiales, Salicaceae.
AUGAGGUAUGCAUCUUGUAAUGAGUACUAUGAUAAAUAUGAUGCUGGAACUUAUAAAAAGUGUUACGAAGAACCCUUGCUUCAUCGAUAUCUUUUGGUUGCUUCCUCCGAUGAUGGCUCUAUAGAGACUAGCCCAUCCGUAUUUGUUCCUACUCAUAAGGAUAUUUUGAUGACCAUUCCUUAUGUUAGUGUAG